AUGCUCAUUCUCUGGUCGAUAUGCGGCGUGCCAUUUGGUGUCUACGCGAUUGUUCAGAACUUCAACUUUGCUCUCAAAUUCCAACCCCAAGCCUUCGCCUCCCUCACCUUAAUCGCAUGGGGUCAAACGCUCUACUACCAUAACAAAUGGCGUGUCUGGACCGCUACUCUUGCGACCAUUGCUCUGGCUGCUAGCUUCGGUAUCAUGGAGCUCAUUCUCAUUCUCACCCUGCGUGGGCCAUAUUCCCGAGGCGUCGAAUGGCCUAUGAUGUUGAUGGCUAUCUCUGCAUCCGUCAUCCAAGUCAUCGGCCUCAUUCCUCCGUAUUUUGAACUCGCGAAGAGAAACGGUCGCGUUAUCGGCAUUGACUUUUGGUUCCUGACCAUCGACUACCUCGGCGCCUUCUUCUCCCUCAUGGCUGUUGUCGCACAACAGUGGUUCGAUGCCCUCGGCGCCAGUCUCUACAUCGCGUGCAUGGCCCUCGAAACCGGUAUUUUCGUUUCCCAGGCAAUCUGGCUGUGGCGCGUACGCCAUGUCCGCAAGGAGGCGAAGAAGGCGGGUAAGACGUACGAUGAGUAUGUCAAGGAUAACCAAGGAAAGAAGUUGCCGAGGUGUGGAAGUGAGGAGACAUUCGUCGAUGUUGAAGCGGGUGCCGAAGGCGUAGGAUGUGAAAAAAAGACGACGACGAUUGGAGGCGGGGAGUAUGAUGCAGGCAAUGAAAAAGCCGACGUGAAAGCUUCCACGACACGAGAGGAAGGUCGCGAUAUGUUGGCGGCGGAUGCGACACCUACAGCGACAUCGCCAUCGACACCGACUCUGAUAUUUGCAUCGAUGACGAGCGCGACAUCGUCCGAAACACUCCAGACACCACCGGCUGCUGUCUUGAAGUCCAGCACAUCUAGCUGA
Alternaria arborescens is the source of this 903-nucleotide messenger RNA. RefSeq lists its product as hypothetical. The transcript is spliced from 3 exons. The coding region runs from base 1 to 903 and encodes 300 amino acids. Lineage: Eukaryota; Fungi; Ascomycota; Dothideomycetes; Pleosporales; Pleosporaceae. The record is from RefSeq and is a predicted model, not a curated record.